This is a messenger RNA of Spodoptera frugiperda (fall armyworm), 3100 nucleotides long. RefSeq lists its product as uncharacterized. The transcript is spliced from 7 exons. The record is from RefSeq and is a predicted model, not a curated record. Bases 103 to 1857 code for a protein of 584 amino acids. NCBI's taxonomy places the organism in Eukaryota, Metazoa, Arthropoda, Insecta, Lepidoptera, Noctuidae.
AUUGUCCUUAAACCAAUUUAUUUGUGUAGUGGACUUAGCAAUAGUUGUAUCAAUAACUAAAUUAAUUUUAAUCAACUUUCAAUACAUGUUAUACGUGAAAUAAUGAUUUUAAUCGCUUUUAUUGACGUCCUACUUGUGUCUGUGGCAUAUUCAGAUGAUGUAUUUAACGAUUAUGGGGGACCUACCGAUUUCCUGGGAUUCCCUGAGAAUGAGCUUUCCUGGGAUUACCAGGCAAUCCCAUUUCCUGGGAAAAGGAUUCCCUACUUUCCCAUCCCAUUCUACCCACCAGAACCGGAGCCAAAGUUAAAAGAAAAAGAGAAAAUAAUCUUGAUAGAAAGUGAGAAUAAUUACAACAGACUUUUCAAUGACAUUUUUCAAAGGGCUUGUGACAAAUAUUAUGACAUAGAAUAUAGCCAAACAAUAAAAAAAGACUUCGUUAACCUGCCUAUCAUAUACUUCGCUGUCCCUGGUACUUAUAAUUACAAUGAUGAUGAUAACAUUGAGAUGGAAGACAUGAAAUUCGUGUUCGCCGGCAGCGUUACUGAUCCAAAUGAAAUGAUUUGCACCAAGAUAAACAAUGACCUUUACUGCAACGAAACUGUGAACCUAGUGCACAUACCUGACGUACCUGAUUCACUGCUUAACUUUGAAACUGUAUUCAACUUCAUUCAGACUUUCCAGAUUAACCGCACUGAAUAUCUCCCAGAGGACGAGGAAAGGUGCAGACCACGCGUCAGUAUUAAGAAUUUGAACACCAUCGUUAUUUGUCAACCAUUGAGGGCAGACUUCUUCAUGCAUCUCAAAUCAAAGCACGAUACAAAAUUUAAUUUAAUUCAAGCAGAUGAUAGUAACUGUGAUGAAAUUAUCGAAGCUAACCAACAUCGGCUCCUUGCGAUAUUGAGAAAUGAGGCUCAAAAUGAGUCACCAGUACCCACUGUACUAUUGAGGACUCCUUAUAUAUCUUCCGAGGAUAAAGCAGUUCUUCCAAAUUCUAUGAACUUGGUUCCUUGGCAACCGUUAAAGUUUGGAAUUGUAAAGUUCAUACAAAAAGUUGGCUGGCAACGGCUGGUGGUAGUGUCUGAUGAUUCAGAGUUUAGCGUCGAAUUCGAAAGAGAAUUGACUGAUUUAUUGCAAAAAGAAGGAAUUAUUUUCACUUCUGUUCGAUGUGAAGGUGCUGAGUUCAGUUUAGAAAAACUAAGAAAAAAAUUACACCAGACCUCACCAAGGAUAGUCAUCGCUAACAUAGAGAGGGGUGAUGAAUUAAAUCUAUUAAUGAGCCAAAUUCGACGUAACACCACGUGGAUUUUAAGGGAUAUGAAAGAAACAGAGUGGAAUCAACUAGGUGCAGAGGUAUUAACAAAAAAAAACGUGUUCUCAGUUAGCUUGCGUUCAAGUAGAAACAGAGAAUGUGAUGAUUAUGUGGAUAAUGAUAUUGAAUUUGGUGUUCAGACCAUCGCGUCAAAUAUGCGUUAUUUCAUCAGCAAUGUCACUGACGAAACGAAGAAAAAAGAUUUUUACAGCGCAUUCGCAAGAGAAAUGAAUGCAGAAAUGAAGAGAAGCGAUGCUUUGGUGUGUGUCAAGAGAUUAUUUCCUAAUCCCAAGCUGGUAUCAACGAUUUAUGUUGACAGUAGUGGCGCUAAAGUGCGCCAUUUUAACCAACCUUUUAAGAAAAUUCCAAAAGAUUCGCCGUUUUGCGUAGCUUAUAGUAACAAAUACUUUAGUCCUUGCGACUUUGCCCUGCCUCUGGUCUUCAUGUUUGUAUGUAUAAUGUUUUUUAUGACUGUGUGUUGGCUUAUAUGUUUCUUUGAUAAAACUACGCCUUUGAACCAUAAUAACUAUUAUCGAAAUUUUGAAUAAUUGGGUAGAUGACUCAUUUUUACUUUAUUGUCCGUCUUUUAGAUUAAUUAUUGUGUUAUGUCUUUUAGAUUAUUGUUAAAUAUUAGACAAUUUUUUAUAUGUUUAUGUUUCUUACGGAAACAAUUACUUUCGAAGAUAUACCCUCCCAUUCCUAAACUUUGAUUCGUUUUAUCUACCAGGUAUUGUUAUCUUAAAUGACAAAAUAAAAAAUACAUUUAUUAGUUUCCUAUUUUUACAUUACCUAAAUUAAAAAUCCAAAUAGUGGUAUUUGGAUUUUUAAUUUUCAUACCCCGUCAUCAUUCUUAUUUUCCUAAACUGUUUUAUGAUAACACUAGCUACUUCCGCGCGGUUUCACCCGCUUGGCUCCUAUUGGUCAUAGCGUGAUGUUUUAUAGCUUAUAACCUUCCUCGAUAAAUGCGCUAUCCAACACAAAAAGAAUUAUUCAAAUCGGACCAGUAGUUCGGGAGAUUAGCGCGUUCAAACAAACAAACAAACAAACAAACUCUUCAGCUUUAUAAUAUUAGUAUAGAUUAAUUAAGGACAUAAGCAAAAUUAAAUAAAAGUUUGGUAAAGUGAUAGACCAAUGCACAAUGUAUUGUAGAUUUUUGAUUUCCACUUGUGUUGUAGAUAUUUAUUUUUAAAUUUUACAUCAUACAUACAUCAACAGCCUACAAGUAGUCAAUGCUGACCAAAUGCCUCUUCUCACACGGAGAAGGUUUGAGCAUAAAUCACCACGCUUGCUCAAUGCCAUGCGAUUUCAAACUUAUAACUAGAAAUUAUAAGCCUAGGUUUCCUCACGAUAUUUUCCUUCACCGCUUAGUCUAAUCAUCAGUGGUGUCUAAGUAAUCUUAGAAAGUACAUAUAACUUGGAAAAAGUCACAUUGGUACUUGCAGUUAGUAGGUUUCGAUAGCGAGAAACCCACCCUUCUUCAACCUCUGGGCCACCACGACACUUCUUUUUAUUAAUUUUUUUUUUUGAUGGGGUAAAAUCAUACAUUGACUUCUCUCGUCUUGUUCGAGGCGAGAGGGAGUGUCAGACUCUUACUGACUAAAUACUACCCUGUUCCUACUCCUGCUUUUCGAGUCGGAGCCCCGGUAAACCUGUAAGGUAGUCCGCAGCUCCGGAGCCACCACGACAUUUAAAAUUGUAUCUACGAGUAACUCAUUAUGUAAGUGAAAUAAGUAAUAUAAGGUUAAGGAUCAAUAAAUGUACGUGUAAAUAAAUAAAAGCUUUGAAUGUUUA